GUCAUUUCACUUCCGGGGGCCGCAGUCGUCGCUGCGUACUAAUAGCACGCCUCCGUCCCUGCUUUGACUCUUCUGUUCAUCUUCAGGUUGCAGACCUCCGCUUCCAAAUUCUGCUGUGCUUUCCGUAAAGACAGUCAUUUGUCUCAAACACCAUGUCUGCUGGAAACGCUAAGAUCGGCUUCCCUGCCCCAAACUUCAAAGCCACAGCUGUAGUGGAUGGACAGUUCAAGGACAUCCAGCUGUCAGACUACAAAGGGAAGUAUGUGAUUUUCUUUUUCUACCCACUGGACUUCACAUUUGUGUGCCCCACUGAAAUUGUGGCCUUCAGCGACCGAGUAGAGGAGUUCCGCAGCAUUGGCUGCGAGGUUAUUGGCUGCUCUGUAGACUCUCACUUCUCUCACUUGGCAUGGGUCAACACACCAAGGAAGCAGGGAGGUCUGGGUAACAUGAAAAUCCCCCUCGUAUCAGACCUCAGCAAGUCAAUCUCCAAAGAGUAUGGCGUGCUGAAAGAAGAUGACGGCAUCUCAUACAGGGGUCUCUUUGUGAUUGACGACAAGGGCGUCUUGAGGCAGAUUACCAUUAAUGACUUGCCUGUGGGUCGUUCUGUGGACGAGACUCUGCGCCUGGUUCAAGCCUUCCAGCACACAGACAAAUUUGGAGAGGUGUGCCCUGCUGGCUGGAAACCCGGGAGUGAUACGAUCAUCCCCGAUGUUGAGAAAAGCAAAGCAUUCUUCUCCAAGCAGUAAAUGUGGAGGUUCAGCCCAAUUCAGCCCUUUUCCUAACCAUAGCACUUGGCCUCAGAUGACGGGUCCCUAUGAAGCAGUAUCGUCACGUCCAGUCUAACCUGCUAAAAUAUGUCUGAGCUUCUCACAGGAAGAAAAGUUCUUUACAAAUUUUGUUUGUCCAGUGUACAAAUAUUGGGUAAUCUGAUUGUCUUGAGCACUGAAAGUAUAGUUUUGUUCCUUUUUCAAAGAAAGUAUUGCUAUUUUUCCUGCUUGUGGAUAAUUUGCUACCAUCUUUAAUAAAACACGGAGGGGGAAAGUUG
Molecule: messenger RNA, 1045 nt
Organism: Archocentrus centrarchus (flier cichlid)
Lineage: Eukaryota; Metazoa; Chordata; Actinopteri; Cichliformes; Cichlidae
Gene: prdx2
Product: peroxiredoxin 2
Exons: 6
Coding region: 153-746 (197 amino acids)
Biological process (GO): response to oxidative stress; cell redox homeostasis; hydrogen peroxide catabolic process
Cellular component (GO): cytosol
Molecular function (GO): thioredoxin peroxidase activity
Source: RefSeq, a predicted model, not a curated record